GCGGAAUGAUAUUAGUUUGGCCUGCUUGUCUGGGUGUGUGUAGUUCCGGCUGAAGCGGACAUUUUGUCAAUUGAGAGUGGAUAGACACCAGAGUUGGGGAUUGGGGAUAGGGCUUUCCAGCCACAUUUUAUUUCCCCGGUUUGAUUUUGAAGAACCGGAGCGUAUCAACUAGUUAUACUGCUGUUAAAUAGAUGGUAAAUAGUUGAAGUAAAGUUAAUUGCACUUUUGUUAACGUUGACAAGGCGUCAAAAAGACAUUGUCAUUUAGUGUGAUAUACUCAAAACUCAACUGGCUAGCUCUGAUAAGCUAGCAGCAUUUAUCGACGUGAGCUUCUUCUUUAGUAAUUGACAUAAAGAAUGGCAUUGAAACGAAUUCACAAGGAGCUGAAUGACCUGGCCCGUGACCCACCUGCGCAGUGUUCAGCUGGACCAGUAGGAGAUGACAUGUUUCAUUGGCAAGCUACUAUUAUGGGGCCAAAUGACAGUCCAUAUCAGGGGGGUGUAUUUUUCUUGACAAUUCAUUUUCCCACAGACUACCCUUUUAAACCACCAAGGGUUGCAUUCACCACAAGAAUCUAUCACCCCAAUAUUAACAGUAAUGGCAGCAUCUGCCUGGACAUUUUAAGAUCCCAGUGGUCACCGGCAUUAACUAUCUCUAAAGUUCUUUUGUCCAUUUGUUCUCUCUUAUGUGACCCGAACCCCGACGACCCUUUAGUGCCAGAGAUUGCACGCAUCUACAAAACAGAUAGUGAAAAGUAUAAUAGACUAGCGAGAGAAUGGACGGAGAAGUAUGCCAUGCUGUAGGGCUGAGGUACAGCAGAAUAGCCCGGGAAUGGACUCAGAAGUAUGCCAUGUGAUAGCCGGUUAUAAACAGGCCCCGCCCUCUUUACUUUUGCCAUCUGUACCUCCCACCCCACCCCCCAAUUUACUUCCCUUAUGUGAUAUUCUUUAUAUUUUCAUUUUCCUCACACAAGAUGAAAAAUAUGGAAUUGCUUUUUUUAAGUCAUCAUGUGGGGAUGAUCUUGCAAUCAGCACUUUCCCCUU
Molecule: messenger RNA, 1043 nt
Organism: Alosa alosa (allis shad)
Lineage: Eukaryota; Metazoa; Chordata; Actinopteri; Clupeiformes; Clupeidae
Product: ubiquitin-conjugating enzyme E2 D2-like
Exons: 8
Coding region: 357-803 (148 amino acids)
Biological process (GO): protein polyubiquitination; ubiquitin-dependent protein catabolic process
Cellular component (GO): nucleus
Molecular function (GO): ubiquitin conjugating enzyme activity
Source: RefSeq, a predicted model, not a curated record